This is a messenger RNA of Budorcas taxicolor (takin), 1670 nucleotides long. It is a transcript of the gene PRKAA2, whose product is annotated as protein kinase AMP-activated catalytic subunit alpha 2. Gene Ontology annotation, molecular function: ATP binding; AMP-activated protein kinase activity. NCBI's taxonomy places the organism in Eukaryota, Metazoa, Chordata, Mammalia, Artiodactyla, Bovidae. Gene Ontology annotation, cellular component: cytoplasm. The record is from RefSeq and is a predicted model, not a curated record. The transcript is spliced from 9 exons. Gene Ontology annotation, biological process: protein phosphorylation; intracellular signal transduction. Bases 12 to 1670 code for a protein of 552 amino acids.
GCGCGCCGAACAUGGCUGAGAAGCAGAAGCACGACGGGCGGGUGAAGAUCGGCCACUACGUGCUGGGCGACACGCUGGGCGUCGGCACCUUCGGCAAAGUGAAGAUUGGAGAGCAUCAAUUGACAGGCCAUAAAGUGGCAGUUAAAAUUUUAAAUAGACAGAAGAUUCGCAGUUUAGAUGUUGUUGGAAAAAUAAAACGAGAAAUUCAAAAUCUAAAACUCUUUCGUCAUCCUCAUAUUAUCAAACUAUACCAGGUGAUCAGCACUCCAACGGAUUUUUUUAUGGUAAUGGAAUAUGUGUCUGGUGGUGAAUUGUUUGACUACAUCUGUAAACAUGGACGGGUUGAAGAGAUGGAAGCUCGGCGGCUCUUUCAGCAGAUUCUGUCUGCCGUGGAUUACUGUCAUAGGCAUAUGGUUGUUCAUCGAGACCUGAAACCAGAGAAUGUGCUAUUGGACGCACAGAUGAAUGCCAAGAUAGCUGAUUUUGGAUUAUCUAACAUGAUGUCAGAUGGUGAAUUUCUGCGAACUAGCUGCGGAUCCCCAAAUUAUGCAGCACCUGAAGUCAUCUCAGGCAGGCUGUACGCAGGUCCUGAAGUUGAUAUCUGGAGCUGCGGCGUUAUUUUGUAUGCUCUUCUUUGUGGCACCCUCCCAUUUGAUGAUGAGCAUGUGCCUACACUGUUUAAGAAGAUCCGAGGGGGUGUUUUUUACAUCCCAGAAUAUCUCAAUCGUUCUGUUGCCACUCUCCUGAUGCAUAUGCUGCAGGUUGAUCCCCUGAAACGAGCAACUAUCAAAGACAUAAGAGAGCAUGAAUGGUUUAAACAAGAUUUGCCCAGUUACUUAUUUCCUGAAGACCCCUCCUAUGAUGCUAACGUCAUUGAUGAUGAGGCUGUGAAAGAAGUGUGUGAAAAAUUUGAGUGUACAGAAUCAGAAGUAAUGAACAGUUUAUAUAGUGGUGACCCUCAAGACCAGCUUGCAGUGGCUUAUCAUCUUAUCAUUGACAAUCGGAGAAUAAUGAACCAAGCCAGUGAGUUCUACCUCGCCUCUAGUCCCCCUACCGGUUCUUUUAUGGAUGAUAGUACCAUGCAUAUUCCCCCAGGCCUGAAACCUCAUCCAGAAAGGAUGCCACCUCUUAUAGCAGACAGCCCCAAAGCACGAUGUCCACUGGAUGCACUGAAUACAACUAAGCCCAAAUCUUUAGCUGUGAAAAAAGCCAAGUGGCAUCUUGGAAUCCGAAGUCAAAGCAAACCGUAUGACAUUAUGGCUGAAGUUUACCGAGCUAUGAAGCAGCUGGAUUUUGAAUGGAAGGUAGUGAAUGCAUACCAUCUACGUGUAAGAAGAAGAAAUCCAGUGACUGGCAAUUAUGUGAAAAUGAGCUUACAGCUGUACCUGGUUGACAAUAGAAGCUAUCUUUUGGACUUUAAAAGCAUUGAUGAUGAGGUGGUGGAGCAGAGGUCUGGUUCCUCAACGCCUCAGCGAUCCUGUUCUGCUGCUGGCUUACACAGACCACGGUCCAGUUUGGAUUCUGUAACUGCGGAGGGCCAUUCACUCUCUGGCUCUCUCAUGGGCUCCUUGACCGGAAGCACAUCGUCCUCUGUCUCACCUCGCCUGGGCAGUCACACCAUGGAUUUUUUUGAAAUGUGUGCCAGUCUGAUCACUACUUUAGCACGCUGA